AUGGAGUCGGGGCGAUUUGGAAGCUUCGCUGUUAGCUAGUUAGCUUGUUAGCUUAGUAAUUGUACAUCACAAUGCGCCAAAUACGACCAAACCAGAUGCUCGUAUGUGGCAGUAUGUGAUCACGAUGAAGUACAACUACUAGAUAGCAUAGACCACCCGAAGAAUACUCAAGAUAAUAACUGUAAAUAAAAUAGUCAAUGGUCAUCAUCACAACAAACCCAUUUUGACAGAGGAGGAGAUCGAUAUGGCACUACGAGAGUUAAAAGUGUGUCUUCUGGGGGAUACUGGUGUUGGAAAGUCGAGUAUUGUCUGGAGAUUUGUGGAGGACAGCUUUGACCCAAACAUUAACCCAACAAUUGGGGCAUCCUUCAUGACCAAGACAGUGCAAUACCAAAAUGAACUACACAAGUUCCUGAUCUGGGACACAGCAGGACAAGAGAGGUUUCGCGCUCUGGCACCAAUGUACUACAGAGGUUCUGCAGCAGCUAUCAUUGUUUAUGACAUCACAAAAGAGGAGUCCUUCCAAACACUGAAGAACUGGGUGAAGGAGCUGCGUCAACAUGGUCCUCCUAACAUAGUGGUUGCCAUCGCUGGUAACAAGUGUGACCUUUCAGAUGCCAGGGAGGUGCCAGAAAAGGAUGCCAAGGACUAUGCUGACUCCAUUCAUGCCAUCUUUGUAGAAACCAGCGCCAAGAAUGCCAUUAACAUCAAUGAGGUGUUUAUAGAGAUAAGUAAGCGCAUCCCCCUUGCUGAGGCAUCAGGAGGAACUUCAGGAAAAGGUUUUAAACUUGGACGUCAGGCUUCAGAGUCUCGCAGGACGUGUUGCUGAUGAUGCCGGUGAUUGUCCAUGCAUUACGUAUGACCUGACCUUUGACCUGACCUUUGCUUACUCUCUGUGUCCCCCAACCUGCUUCAGCUAAUGGCUCAACAUGCAGCCAGUCAUCAGAGUGCAAUAGAGUCACUCCGUUGACAGAAGUGAAUGCUUUUUCUAAACAGGACUUAGCGACAGCAAAUGAUCAAGAAUCACCUGAAAGUUGCUGGCAGAAAAAAAAAAUCCGCUUGUUAAAAAAAAAAAAGCACAGACAAAAAUUGUUGCAUAAAUACAUUCAUGUAACAAUGAAGGUGCAACAGUCCCUGCGUGGUGUAUUGUCAUCUCAUGUUGAUCCGAGGAAUUGCAUUUGGAUCUGUACAUUUAUCUUUACAUUCAACAGAAAUGAAUUUAUAUAAUACUUAAAUUAUUGCCGUUGAGUUCUUUUAGGGAAGCUUCUCCCCCAAAUGUUCUCAACUUUGAAGGAUUCAUCUUUGCAGUUCAUGUGUAAAUUCAAUACUUUGUCAGUUUCCAAGGAAAGAAAUGAUCAUUGUUUGUAACAGAACUCGCAAUGUUUGCAUGGAGGAUAACUUGCCGAAGCAUCAGAAAUGCUUGAUUUAAAUUUUAUGGCAUUGAUUAUUGUUUUCAUCCAGGCAGAAUAUGAAUUUCUUUCUUUGACUGUAAAUCACAAUCACACUGGCAGAUAUGCAGAAAUGAAAGAUGUGUGAAAGCCUGUUUCCUUUGAAUUAAAAGGAAUAGUGCCAACAUUUUGGGAAGUACACUUAUUUGGGGUUUUGCCAAGCAUGAGGUGAGGAUAUUGGUACCUGGUUCUUAUGUCUGUACUACAAAUACAAGUCUGUAGACAGCACCUGGGUAGUGCAGCACAAUAAGCCUGUGCUAGGUUAACCAUUUCUUCCUCCUCCCAGUCUUUAUAAAAAAUAAUCAGCUACUGAUUGUACUUAAUGGCCAAAUAUCAUUCUCCAACACACAGUGUAGAAUUAAUUACCAAAACUUGGCCUACAGGAUCUCUUGUCUUUCAAUGAUAAGAAUGAUUUGAUUGUAAAAAUGUAUCUCUGUGAUAAGAAGGAAACAUAGCAGUCCACAUUUUCCAAUGACGGAGCUUUAAUCGGGGCAGAAUAUGCUGACUCAGUUGGUUGUCUUGAGUUGAUUACAUGAGAACAUUUCCAGCUGAUUCCAUGUGUUUCCGCUUUUAAUUGCUGAAGAUCCAUGAACAGAUUUGUGUGUGUCCUGUAUGAUGAACUACAUAGUGCACAGAGCAUCCUGCCAGUUGUUUCCAACUUCAGUCAAGUCUCAUUUUAACACCAAUGUCCUUUGCUUUUUCUUUACAGCAGUUUCAUAGGUGAGCCAUAUACUAUUUUGCCAAAUUUUGACAAAAAGGUUAACUAAAUAAAACUUAUUGAAACAGCUUUCACAGAGUACUAUCAUAACUUUAAAUUCAAAACAACAAAUCUAUCUGUGAUAACACAGCAUAAGGAUCACACAAGUCAGCUAUCACAUUCCCCUCCGAUAUUGGCUUAUUUGAACUUUAGUAGCAGUGGACAAAUGCACCUAUGACUGACUUAAUAAUUUGUUUGUAAUUUCAUACUUGGAUCUGGAUCUCAUGAGCCCUGUUAGCCUUAAAGCCUCUUAAAAGUUGCCAAAAAAAACAGAUGUGGUUUUGAAUUUAUGAAUAGGAACCAUGUGCUUUAAAAUCGGCAUGAAGAAACUUCAUUUGUAAGCAUCUUAAAUGCAGCUGCUAUUGAUUGAGUUAUGUGCUAUGCAGUGCUGCCUUUUUCAGGAGUUUUCCUAUGGAGUGCAAUAGUUGUAAUCAUGAUAAAUUGUGACUUGAUUUGAGAAAUCUGUUACAGACUGAUACACCACAAACCAUAAACUUGUUAAAACUGUGUCCAACAGGAUAAUGACAGGUUGACAUUGAAGUAAUGUUUUUUUCUGCUCACUGACAGGUGACAAUCUUGCUUGUACAUAGUAUGAGCGAAUACCUUGCAAACCAGAGUUUUAAAACAUUAACUUUGAAUUGACUCUGCCUUUGAUCAUUCACGCAGCAUUACAUCAGAGCCAACCCGAGCUGAAACGUACCAUUUAAAAGGGAAUCAUUUUCUAAGCUGCACUUAAGACUGUUUGUAUGAAUUGGCUCUUAUAUCUAUCUAACACUCUGUCUGCGGUCUGUUAAAAUCUCUGUGAAAUCUUUUUAUAAAAACAUUCUUGCAAGGGUGUCAGACUUUAUUAAUAUCCUAUGACAUUAUUUUAGGUUUUAAACCAUUAGUUCAAAUGUUAUUGCUAUGAAGAUGGUGGUGCCAAAUGAUGUCGAAGACAUUUUAUUACAUCAUACAUAAUUAACCUUUUUAUUGUUGUUGUAAUGAUUUGAAGUACUAAUCAUAUAAAAUGCUUAUAAAAAAUAUUUGAAGUUUGAUAAUUAUGACUUGUUUUCCCUUAUUUGGAAACAGGAGGCAUGAAUAGUGGUGCAUUGAAAAAUACAAUUAGUCUUGGGCUGGCCCUGGGAAUGUGAGCAAUCUGUGUAUAUUUUUCAGUGUAGAUAAAUAACAUCAAAUUGCCCAGAAAUCAAAAACUAUAUUCUGUUUUAAGUCAGUUCUGUGACCACAAUAAACGUGUUCACCAUUUGCAGUAAUACCAUCAGAAAUGUAGUAGCCACCAUUAGCAAUUCAUAAUGAUUGUAACAUAAUACCUGUAAACACGUGUUUGAGGUGUAUUUCCAAAUGUGUAAAAAGGGAAUUGUCAGUUGUUUAUUAAUAAAAGAUUGACUAAAA
This is a messenger RNA of Solea solea (common sole), 3594 nucleotides long. It is a transcript of the gene rab22a, whose product is annotated as RAB22A, member RAS oncogene family. The transcript has 7 exons. The record is from RefSeq and is a predicted model, not a curated record. NCBI's taxonomy places the organism in Eukaryota, Metazoa, Chordata, Actinopteri, Pleuronectiformes, Soleidae. Gene Ontology annotation, molecular function: GTPase activity; GTP binding. The coding region runs from base 245 to 829 and encodes 194 amino acids.